Molecule: messenger RNA, 1734 nt
Organism: Westerdykella ornata
Lineage: Eukaryota; Fungi; Ascomycota; Dothideomycetes; Pleosporales; Sporormiaceae
Product: MFS general substrate transporter
Exons: 4
Coding region: 1-1734 (577 amino acids)
Biological process (GO): transmembrane transport
Molecular function (GO): transmembrane transporter activity
Source: RefSeq, a predicted model, not a curated record
AUGCCUUUCACUCUCUCCCAUCCCUUCAAAGCCAAGGCGGAUGCCGAGGGAAAGACAACAUCCUCUCCGCCUCAGACCCAAGAGGUGGCCAUCGAGGACGACGCCGAUGACGAGAGUCUGCUUGCAUCCCUGACGACGGAGAAGGGCAAGCGCAUCCCCUGCGAGCCAGAGGGUAUCGUCGACGGAUUGACCGCGCACUCGUGGCCAUCGUGGAAGAAGUCGACCGUCUUGACUGUCGUCGCCGUCUGUCAAACUAGCAUGAACUUCAACGCUGCCAUUUACUCGAAUGCGAUAGAUGGAAUCAACGAACACUUUGGCGUCUCGGACGCUCACAUGGGUAGGGACCCGUCGCUCAACACUGGCAUGUUCGCCUUCUUGGUCCCGUACGCCUUCGGCUGUGAGCUGUGGGCUCCGUGGAGUGAGGAGCUCGGCCGGCACUGGGUGAUGCAGAUCUCACUGCUCUGCGUCAACCUCUCCAUCGUCAUGUGUGCCACGGCUAACACCUUUCCUCAAAUGAUCGCCGGCCGCGUACUGGGUGGUCUCUCUUCCGCCGGUGGCUCCGUUACUCUCGGCAUGGUUGCAGACAUGUUCCAUCCCAAAGACCAACAGCCUCCUGUCGCCUGGGCAUCUCUGUGGUCCUGCCUGGGUGCCGUGGUCGGGGGCAUCUGCGGUGGUCCUCUUCAGCAAUACACCAACUGGCGCAUGAUUUUCUAUGUCCAACUGGCCUUUGGCACCUUCGCCCAGCUCCUCCAGCUCUCCGUCUCCAGGGAAACUCGCGCGACCUGCCUCUUGGAUCGUGAGGCCAUUCGUCGCAGGCAGGCUACGGGAGAGGAAAUCUACGGUCGCACCGAGAUUACGAGCUUCUGGGAGAGGCUCGAGCCGAAGCACAUGGUCAAGACUUUCGCCCGGCCUUUCACUAUGCUCUUCACGGAACCCAUCGUCCUCUGCCUGUCGCUCCUCUCUGGCUUCGCCGACGCGCUGGUCUUCAUGUUCUUCGAGAGCUACGGACUGGUCUUCGCGCAGUGGAGCUUUACGCCCACGGACAUCCGUCUCGUUUUGCUCUCUCUCGCGGGCGCCUACUGGAUCACGUACGCCGGGUACUUCCCCAUGUUUGCGCGACACAGGCGCCUCAGGAGCAAGGGAAACGAGCUCGCACCGGAGACUCGCCUCUCGCUUCUCUGCUUCGUCGUCUGGGCACUGCCUCUUGGUCUUCUCGGUAGCGCCUUUGCCGGAACCUCGUCGUGGGGCGGCAUGGUCUUCUGCACGUUCCUCAUCGGCAUGGCCAACUGGGCCAUCUACUUUGCGACCAUCGACUACAUGGUCGAGGCGUAUGGAUCCUACUCGGCGUCGGCGACGGGCGGCAACGGCUUCGCCCGCGACUUUCUCGCAGGCUUGUGUGUUCUCUAUACGAAACCCAUGUUCAAGGCCCUGGGCAUCCGCAACACAUUCCUCGUCCUCUUCGCCGCCUCCUUCUUCCUCUGCAUCCCCGUCGUCGUCUUCUACCGAUGGGGACACGUUGUGAGGCAGAAGAGCCGUUUUGCGCAGAAGAUCAAGGCGCAGCGUGCUCGCGAUGAGCGGGUCGCGGAGCUGAUUGUUGCCCGGCGCGCGAAGAAGGCGGCGACAGAGUCCUCGUCCACUGUCGCUACGGAGGCUUCAGAGAAGGAGGCCCGCUGGCCUUCCAUUACUGAGCCAGCACCGGCCACGGGCGCAACCGUUGUCGAGACGAUGGUUUAG